AGCCUAGUGGACCACGAGAGUUCAAUUGAAAUCGCACACGAGGUUACACCCCGAUCAAGGCGCAGGAGAAGAUCGCGGAAAAGCGUUUCUAUUUGGGCGGCGCAGAACACACGCUCUUUGGGCAUCUCUCUUCUCUCUUGUAGGCCAGUACAAGGAAGAGAAGCAGCAUUUAAUUCCCGCUUGACAUCGGUAACACACACACACACCCACAAACUGGAGCUCAUAAGUAAUUAAGUACUCUCGCUGCAGCGAGACCCACCGCGCUUGUUGAACGUUGCAGAGCGGCGUUAGUCGUACGAGGCCGUUCAAAUAAACAAAAGAGAUUAGUUUUCUACUCUGCUCCUCCUUUGGGUUGGUGUAGUUGUACCUGGUCUCCUUUGCUUUCUUUUUCUGAGCACCGCUUCUCACGUCGUUAUUUUUAUUGUUCGUUUGUUUGCUGCCUUCACCCCUGCACAUCGUUGCGGCGUGCUGCCUCUUCACUUUCUGCCAUGGACUUCAACCCUAUUAGCAUUGAGGAAGAGGAUGGCCACACUCAGCGUCCGAACGGCGUGGCUGUUCCCCCCAUUCAAGGCAGCCGCGGCAGCUCUGGCAUCUUAAACGCGAAUUCCACCUUCGGUGAUGCCCUGCGCAUGUGCCACAACGCCUUCUACUACCACACCAGCUGGUCGGUGCCCUACCCCGAGGUUCCCGCAUCCCCGAUGCUCUACUACCCGGACGAGUACCGACGCCUGGUUGACUCGCCGGCGCCGCUGGGCGUCAUGCAGUCGGAGCUGGAUGCGAUGCAGAUGGGCGUGCUGGACAGCAUCCCACUCGCUUACUACCCACUGAACCCAACUGCCAUCGAGGAGGCGCGGCUGGCGAUGCAGCGCAACUUGCUAAAGAAGAAGCGGACGGAGGCUGCGGCGACAACAACCGCAGCAACGGAGGCGUCGCCCACCACCAACGUGGCAGCGGCGGCGGCAGCGCGGCACGGGCUUCGAGGGCGGCUGGCACCGGGUGACGCCGAAAUUGCACGCAUCAUCGUGGACCCGAACGAGAUCCAGAUCCGCAAUUUGCCUUCCCUGACCCAUGUCCAGCGGCCCCUCUACACGGAUAUCGGUCUCGUUCCGCAGGAAGACCGCCAUGCGGCGCGUGUGGCACGCACCCAGCCAAAGGAGAGCAAGCCGGUUACCGCCGCGGUGACGACGGCGGACAUGCUGCGGCAGUGGCGCUUGGAUGUGCAGGCAUCGUUCCAGGAGGCGGGUCAGGUCGACGCGGGAUUUGCGCGCUUCAUUGCGGAGGUGGCGCAUACGAAGUUGGGGCUGGACCGCACGAACCCGCGUCACUUGCACUUAACGCGUGCCCUGUGGAGUCGUCUUUUCCAGGGCACGAGAAGGGAGCAGCAGCAUAAGGUGUGGUACGCGCUGUGCCGCUUCUCCUCCACCUUCGACGACACCCGCGCCCCGGAAGCGGCGGUGGCGCAGAUGCGUCUGGAUCGGGAGUCGCUGAAGCUGCCGCAGUACGCGGCGAGUUGGUUCCCGCUUCUGAAGGAGUACGCGGAGGCCGUCCGCGACUACGCCGCUUCACUCGCAGGUGGCGUCGAGCAGCGCCGUGAGAACCUGCAAUUUCACGAUAAGGAGCUCGAUGAGCUAUACAGCGGCAACGUGUACACGAACAUCGAGCUGGACGGCAAGCUAGUCCGCACCAGCGCCGACCGCCAGAAGAGCGCCAUCUACCCGGUGGAGGUGUUGCCGGUGUACCCGAGCGGGUAUCAGCGGGCAGCGGAGAUGGGGCCGACGGUGCUGCGGCUGCAGGACGCAGAGGCGUUAGAUUUCCUCGCCGAGCGCGAUGCUUCACUGCACCACGUUAUACUGCCGGAUGCCGUGCUGCCAAAGUCUGCGCUGCGCCGUCCACACAUGUUGGUGGGUGACUGCAACUUGUUGGUUGCAGAGGAGGGCGACUUCAGCAGCGUACAGCCCGGCUCGACCUUGUGCUACGGCGUGUCGGAGGAGAACGCCUACCAGUCCCUCCAGAAGGAGCCUCUCAACACGGCGAGUUACCUGUUGCGCCUCGAGCAGACAGUGGCGGAGGCGGCGCAGCCGCUUGGCACGAACUACGACGGCCGAUACGUGGCGUACGACCGCAUUGGACACCGCGACAUUUACCAGAAGACAAACAGCGCGGAUAGCAGCACCCUGUCGCGGUACGUCGUCAUGUUUGCGGACGCGCCGGUGCAGGGUGGCACGGCGCCUGCUGCUGCUGCUGCGGCGGAUAUAGUGGAUGCUGGCGUAUCUCCCGCAGGGGCGAAGCGGGAGAGGGAGGGGGUAGGCGCCACCGCUACCGCCGCAACGGACGACGACGCAGGACCUGCCUUUCAAGUUCCACGGAUGGAGUUUUAA
Messenger RNA from Leptomonas pyrrhocoris, 2378 nucleotides. RefSeq lists its product as hypothetical. Bases 489 to 2378 code for a protein of 629 amino acids. The transcript has a single exon. The record is from RefSeq and is a predicted model, not a curated record. Lineage: Eukaryota; Euglenozoa; Kinetoplastea; Trypanosomatida; Trypanosomatidae.